This is a messenger RNA of Abrus precatorius (Indian licorice), 866 nucleotides long. RefSeq lists its product as uncharacterized. The coding region runs from base 33 to 710 and encodes 225 amino acids. NCBI's taxonomy places the organism in Eukaryota, Viridiplantae, Streptophyta, Magnoliopsida, Fabales, Fabaceae. The record is from RefSeq and is a predicted model, not a curated record. The transcript has a single exon.
CUCAUAUUCACUCUUUUACCAUUUCACUCACAAUGGUUGUCUCUCUUGGCCCCGGCAAGUUCUACGGCACCAGCCUCCCUCGCCCUCGGAUCUACGCCGACGUCAAGUUCAACGACCACCGCGUCGAUCCUCCAGUUUCCGUCACCGACCCACUAAUGUCUUGGGCCCAAGAAGCCCACUGGUCCAUGGGCGGCCUCAGCUUCAAGCGCCUCCGCCUCCAAGGCAAAAUUGAAGGCAACGUUGACAGGCUCCGAUCCCAGCGCGAAAAACUCUCCAAGACCCAGGCCCAAAGCCCACUCCCCCCGGCCCACUCGGAUCUCCGCGGCUCUAAAAGAACAGCCUCACCUUCGCCACCACCUGCUCCGGUUGCGACGAAGCGGCGAAGGCGGUUGAUGGCUCUGAUCGAGCAAGACGAGGAGAAAGAGGAAGAACAGGUUAAGGUUGUGAGUGGCGGUGUUCGGAGGAGGCGCUUGGUGAAGAAGCUUGGCGAUGAUUUUGACAGAGUCGCUUCUUUGGAGAACGAGGUUUCUGACACGACGUCGUUGAGGGCUCGGAGCCCAAAAUCGGUUCAAGACGGUGAAGCUGCAAAGGUUGUUGAAGAGGCGGUGAAAUCAAACCCUAAAGGAAACAAGAGUGAAGCUGAGAAAAGCCCUGUUUCUGUCAAUGGGGUUAGAACUUCACCCAGAUUCGCUAAGCGUCGUUCCAAUUAGCCAUUCCAAAGUCUUUUUUUCUUUUUAAUUUUUCAUUUUAGGGUUUUGGACGCUACCUUUAUUUGUGAACAAGAAAGAGGGAACUUGUUUUCUUCUGCUGCGCAUGUACAUAUCAUUUUGUUUCCCGUUGAUAUAAUUAUUAUGGUAUAUGCUGUU